AUGAUUAAUUUGUCCGCUCGUGCCGCCCGCAUCGGGGCCAACCGUCAGGCGUUCCCUCUCCGUUCGUUCUCUAUUGCUGUGCCGGCUCGGAAGGAGGGAGACCUCGGAUCACCCAAACCACGGGGGUUUCUUGCUGAAAAAGAUUCCUUCAGCCGUCGAGAAGCCGCCCACGAGGCCAUGUACAUCCGCUCCCACGAGGCAGAGAAACUGAAGCUCCUACAUCGCCAGUUGAAGGAGCAACGACGACACUUGGACGCGAUGGAGGAGCAUAUGUAA
Molecule: messenger RNA, 276 nt
Organism: Aspergillus chevalieri
Lineage: Eukaryota; Fungi; Ascomycota; Eurotiomycetes; Eurotiales; Aspergillaceae
Exons: 2
Coding region: 1-276 (91 amino acids)
Biological process (GO): negative regulation of ATP-dependent activity
Cellular component (GO): mitochondrion
Molecular function (GO): ATPase inhibitor activity
Source: RefSeq, a predicted model, not a curated record